This is a messenger RNA of Didymella exigua CBS 183.55, 1009 nucleotides long. RefSeq lists its product as uncharacterized. The transcript has a single exon. Bases 1 to 951 code for a protein of 316 amino acids. NCBI's taxonomy places the organism in Eukaryota, Fungi, Ascomycota, Dothideomycetes, Pleosporales, Didymellaceae. The record is from RefSeq and is a predicted model, not a curated record.
AUGCCCAAAUUACGAGAGUAUCUCAAAGAGACCUACGGUCCUCCGGUCGGAUUUCCACCACUAGUUCGGAAACACAAAGGCACAUCCGAACAGGCUCAGGCCAUGCCAGCAAACUCUCUGGCCUCCGUGGCAGAUGACACAACCGGCUCCUCGUCACCAGUUCCAGUCCACCCAGAAGAUCUCUGCUCGGACGCAGGAAGCAAAACGGAAGAAUUCAAAGAGGACGACACUGAACAAGAAGAUAACACAGAAUUGGAAGAUCACUACCUCGCCAGAGUCGCAUCCGACCAACGAGACGUCGGCACCGUCUUCGGCAAAGGAAUCCGAGUCUGGAAAUCCUACCAAGGCACCUUGUACACACACAUCCAAGGUGAGAUCGUAGACGGCGAAGUCGUGAUCCCGCGGAAGCGAACGCGGGAGCGGACACAGCGUACACGACGUCCACAGCGUUCCGCCGCCUCCUUUCUCGAACAGCACGAUAAACCCUCUGGCAACAUCCUAGUGCAGCAAAGCAUCCACGUCUCAGAGCAGCGUUCGCAUUCAUCUACCACUUCUAUCCUGGCCCCAGGCAGCUUCACCCUUCCCGCCAGACCCGCACCGCCACCAGCCCCCGUCACCGAACUCCGCGCCCGCAACCCCGCACAAGUCUCGACCAUCUUCCACCACGGGUCCGCAGCCAUAAAUCCUCUAGGAGCAUACAUCCACCCGGUGCCACACGUCCACAAAACACCUCAAGCUGCCCCAGUCACUCCGCCGCAAGAAAAGCCGAGACAAAUAGUCUCCGGCUCGUUUGGCACGUUUGACGGCGCGCCGGGCAGGUUCGACGAGCGGCCGUAUCUACUACUGCCUGGUGGGACUAUGGACGGGCGGGCGCAUGGAAAGAGGGAUGGGCGAGGGAUGGACGAGAGACCGGGGAUGGCGUUCAGGGCGAGGCCGUGGCUGAAGAGGUGAUGAAUUGAAGGGGGCCGUGGACGGGAGUUGAAGGGCUUAAAAAACGGGAUUGUGAUAA